Molecule: messenger RNA, 2475 nt
Organism: Pistacia vera
Lineage: Eukaryota; Viridiplantae; Streptophyta; Magnoliopsida; Sapindales; Anacardiaceae
Product: receptor-like kinase TMK3
Biological process (GO): protein phosphorylation
Molecular function (GO): protein kinase activity; ATP binding; protein binding
Source: RefSeq, a predicted model, not a curated record
AUGAAACAAAACUUUCUGCCUUCUUUCAGUCUCUUCUCUCUUUCAACUUUUCUGCUUUCCUUCAUUCUUACGGUUCACUCUCAGUCUAGCCCAGAUGCCUUACCCAUGGAAGCACUGAGAGCCAGCCUAGGAAACCCAAAAUCAUUGGGAUGGUCGGACCCUGAUCCGUGCAAAUGGCGUCUCAUUACAUGCCGGAAUAACCGGGUGACCAAGAUCCAAAUCAGCGAGCAAAACCUGAGAAAUAAAAAACUUCCUCCAGACCUCAAGCAUCUCUCUUCUUUGACUGUGCUGGAGGUGGCCCGCAACUUCCUCUUAGGGCCCAUUCCAAGCCUCGCUGGGUUAAGUUCUCUUCAACAUGUGGACUUUAGCACCAAUAUUUUCACAUAUAUGCACUCCGAUUUCUUUUAUGGAUUAACCUCUUUAAAAUCUAUAUCUUUUGAUUGUAAUAUAUUAAUCUCUCCUUGGGAGAUACCUGAAAGUUUGAAAGACGCCCAAAAUUUGCAGAGUUUUUCUGCAAAUAUGGCUAGCAUUUCCGGUUUUAUUCCAGAUUUUCUCGGGGGAGAUACAUUUCCACAAAUGAGACAUUUGGAUUUGUCUUCUAACAAUCUCCAAGGACGAAUUCCCGCGAGUUUCGCCUCGUCUUCAAUUCAGACCCUUUGGUUCAGCGGCCUUAUGAGUGAGCCAAACCUCACUGGAUCACUGGAAGUGAUACAAAACAUGACUUCUUUGACUCAAGUCAGGCUGGAUAGUAAUCAUUUCACAGGUAUCGUUAAUCUGUCUCUGGAUCACCUUCCAAAGCUUGCAGCUAUCUAUUUGAAUGGUAAUUUACUCCAAGGUCCAGCUUCGAGCAUCAUUAAUGAUUCCAAGGUUGAUUCUGAUAUAGGAUCGAACAGUUUUUGCUCAUAUACUCCUGGAGUUUCUUGUGAUAAUCGGGUUACUAUUUUGUUGUCGAUCGCAGAGUCUAUGAGGUAUCCACUAGUAUUUGCACAGAGCUGGACAGGAAAUGAUCCCUGUGAUCCCUAUCAAAAAUGGAAAGGGAUCUCAUGUAAUGUUGAAGGAAAUAUUACUGGUAUUAAGUUCACAAAUUUGGGGCUUUCAGGUACAAUUUCUAGAAGUUUUUCUCAGCUUAAAUGGUUGAAGCAAUUGACUCUUUCCAACAAUGCACUUACAGGCACCAUACCACAUGAGCUCACAAAUUUGCCUCAUCUUGUCAAGUUAGAUGUGUCAAAUAAUUGUCUUUCAGGUAAAGUACCUAAUUUCAGAACAAAUGUAAAAGUUAACACUGAUGGGAACCCUGAUAUUGCAAAGCCAGGAAAUAAUAGUUUGAGUCCUCCAGGAAAACCAACUUUUAGUACUCCACCUAGUGAAUCUCCCAGUAGUAAUGGGGGCGGUAUAGGUUCCACUGGUAAAAGAGGUAAGAAUACAAAUAUUAGAAUGAUUGUGGGUUCUGUAAUUGGAGCUGUUUGUGGUGUCUUUAUUGUGGGAUUAGGUGUUAUUGUCUACACCAGAAAACCAAAGCAUUCAAAAGGCUGGAAAAUUUUGAGGAAUGUGACUAAUAAUUUCAGUGACAGAAACAUAUUGGGAAGAGGUGGUUUUGGGACUGUUUACAAAGGUGAAUUUCUGGAUGGGACGAAAAUCGCCAUUAAAAAGAUGAAACCUGGAUAUGAGCAGGGAUUCAAAGAAUUCAAGUCUGAAAUUGAAGUUCUUACUAAAGUUCGGCAUUGCCAUUUGGUGGCACUUCUUGGUUAUUGCCUGGAUGGAAAUGAAAGGCUUCUUGCUUAUGAAUACAUGUCUCAGGGGAGCCUUAGCCGGCAUCUUUUCAAUUGGAAAGAAAAGAGACAGAGACCGCUUGAGUGGAGCAGAAGGCUAAGCAUCGCCUUGGAUGUUGCUAGAGGUCUUGAAUAUCUACAUGGUUUAGCAAAUCAAAGUUUUAUACAUAGAGAUCUUAAACCAUCCAACAUUCUACUUGGAGAUGAUAUGCAGGCGAAGAUUGCAGAUUUCGGAUUGGCUUGCCUUGUUCCAGGAAAAGGAAAACAUUCAGUUGAGACAAGACUAGUGGGAACUUUUGGGUAUAUUGCUCCAGAGUAUAUAGUAACUGGACGAGUGACAACAAAGGUUGACGUGUUUAGCUUUGGAGUAAUGUUAAUGGAGCUAAUCACAGGUAAGAAAGCCGUUCAUGCAAUCAAUUCUGAGGAGACUGUGCACCUUGUCCCAUGGUUUCGCAGAAUGCAUAGUAACAAGGACACAUUUCGGGAGGCCAUUGACCAAACUAUUGAGCUAGACGAGGAAACCGUUGCUAGUGUAAGCAAAGUAGCUGAGCUGGCUGACACCUGCUGCACAAGUGAGCCUCACCAGAGGCCUGACAUGAAUCAUGUUGUCAAUGUUCUCUCAUCUCUAGUCGAGUCGUGGAGGCCAACAGUACCGGUUUAUAAUGACAUAUAUGGAAUCGAGAUUGAUAAGUUACAAACGUGCUGA